Messenger RNA from Fomitiporia mediterranea MF3/22, 4478 nucleotides. Its product is annotated as T-complex protein 1. Gene Ontology annotation, molecular function: ATP hydrolysis activity; ATP-dependent protein folding chaperone; ATP binding. The transcript has 8 exons. The record is from RefSeq and is a predicted model, not a curated record. Lineage: Eukaryota; Fungi; Basidiomycota; Agaricomycetes; Hymenochaetales; Hymenochaetaceae. Bases 23 to 1687 code for a protein of 554 amino acids. Gene Ontology annotation, cellular component: chaperonin-containing T-complex. Gene Ontology annotation, biological process: protein folding.
CGACUGCGACGACGUAGGAGAAAUGUCAUUAAAAGUACCAAAAGCAAACAAUGUACAGCUAUUCAAGGAAGGGUAUAAGCACCUUCAAGGGUUAGAAGACGCAGUGCUGCGUAACAUCCAAGCCGUCGCUGAGCUUUCUGAUCUCGUACGGACGAGUUUUGGUCCUAAUGGCCGGAAUAAACUCAUCGUCAACCAUUUGGGCAAAUUAUUCGUCACAUCCGAUGCUGCGACAAUCAUCCGAGAAAUCGAGGUCGUUCACCCCGCUGCUAAGCUUCUCGUUAUGGCAUCUGAAGCACAGGAGACGGAGAUGGGUGACGCAACCAACCUCGUCUUAAUUCUCGCCGGUGAACUACUAAAAGUAGCAGAACAUCUGUUAGUCAUGGGGUUGCAUCCAAGUGAAGUGACAGUGGGAUAUGAGCUUGCAGGAAAGAAGGCUCUUGAAGAACUUGAAACCUUAUCCACUUCUUCCUUACCCUCACCAUUAACACACGCCGCACUUACAAACGCUCUCAAGCCUGCAAUUGCUUCAAAACAGUAUGGCUCAGAAGAUACCCUGGCAUCCCUGGUUGCGGAAGCUGCGCUUGUCGUGAUGCCGCAGAACCCGAAAAACUUCAACGUUGACAACGUACGUGUUGUAAAAAUCAUGGGAGGCAGUUUAGUGGGCAGCAAAGUCGUACGCGGGAUGGUGUUCAAUCGUGAACCAGAAGGUUCUAUCAAACGCGUGACGAAAGGGAAAGUCGCGGUAUUCACAUCUGGGCUCGAUAUCGCACAGACGGAGACGAAAGGGACAGUGUUAUUGCACAAUGCGGAGGAGAUGCUGAACUUCACGAGUGGGGAAGAGAAACACAUGGAAAAGGUCUUCAAAGAGAUCGCAGACUCCGGUGUCAAGGUCAUCAUCGCAGGGUCAACCGUCGGCGAACUCGCAAUGCACUUCCUCGACCGUCUAGGUAUCGCCGUUCUCAAAGUUCUCAGCAAAUUCGACCUUCGAAGACUCUGCCGCGUCGUCAACGCAACCCCUCUUGCUCGUAUGGGCCCGCCAACGCCUGAAGAGGCUGGAUUUGUUGACGUGUUCGAGGUGACGGAGAUCGGUGGAGAUCGCGUAACCGUACUCCGACAAGAAACUGAUGAACAUGGAGGUGGGGAGAAAACGCGUACAGCGACGAUUGUUCUACGCGGCGCGACGCAGAAUGCUCUGGAUGAUCUGGAACGAGCAGUCGACGAUGGUGUCUCCGUUCUCAAAUCCCUACUUCGUGACCCACGCCUCGUACCCGGUGCCGGCGCAACCGAACUAGAACUCGCACGACGUGUAGAGGCAUACGGUUCCUCGCUCACCUCGCUCAGUCAACAUGCAGCAAAACGCUACGCAUCCGCGCUCGAAGUCAUCCCACGCACAUUGGCUGAGAACGCUCGUGGUGGAGCGGAAGGGAACGAAGUCAUCAGUGCGUUAUGGGCGAGACAUCAAGAAGGUGGAGCGACUUUCGGUGUGAACAUUGAUGCCGAGGAUGAAGAUGGUAUUUUGGAUGCUCAGGCUGCUGGGAUCGUCGACUCCCUCGCUGCGAAGAGUUGGGCUAUUCGCCUUGCCACGGAGGCUGCUGUGUCCGUGCUUUCUGUCGACAGCAUCAUUAUGAGCAAACCUGCUGGUGGGCCGAAAAUACCGCAGCAAGCCGGUAAUUGGGAUGAGGAUUAGUUGAUGACGUUAUUUCCAUCUAGUAGAAGUACUAAAAUAUUCGAGACAGAUGUAUGUGCAGAUAGAUUAUAUUCCAACACGAUGGAUCAAAGCAAAGCAAACACAACAAGCUGCAAACGUCUAUUUAAUACAGAAGAAACGUACAUGAACACACAUGUUCCGCAGUGCUAGUCCAAGAACCAAUAAAAUAAAGAAAAGUCUAGAUCAGUACAUGACAACAAAUUUCAUCAACGGACCUAAGAGAAGUCUACCAGCCAGACCUCUCCAAACGAGGUCGCAAUCCCCACAACUCCUCGUACAUCAUCCAAAUCAAACGUAUAUGCGCUCUCUAGCGAGACGUUUCCGGGUAAAUGGAGCGUAGCUACUCGUCCACGUGCAACCUCAAGUUCGGGGUGUAUCGGCACUCCACUAAACGUCUUCCUAUAUUUUGCAGCUUCUUCACUCGGCAACGUAUCGUUGAAUACUGGCUCAAACGAUGGGAACGUUGCAACACGCAGGACGGGUGCACGUCCAUUCGGUCUAUACUUUUUCGGGUGCUCUUCCACCCACAUCGCACAACGUCCGCCGUAGCCCAUGACAGGACUUCCGCCAAAUGGAUCCUGAACAAAUUCCUCAAGCGCUUGAGCUGCAUCUGCAGUGAGAUCAACUAUGUCCACUCCGCCAAAUUGGCCUGGGGCGUGAGGUGCGUUCAUAUGCAUGUGAAGUGGUAUACCGUCGACACCGCCGUGAAGUUCUCCGAGCUCCAAUCCUAGUCCGAAGUUCGCAAGACCAUUCUCGAGUGCUUCGAGCUGGUCGUAAAAGUUCGCUCCUUGGUCACCCCAGGCCGCAGCGUUAUUCUGUUCGAGCUGUCCUUGCUCCUGGUCGUGUUCGUGUUCGUGUUCGGGCGCAUGUUCAUCAAUAUGCUCGUGUCCGUGGCUCUCGUCAGCAUUCCCGUUAGUAUUCUCGUUAGUAUGAGCGAACAAUCCAUUCUCUUCAUUCUCCGCCGCAAAAUCUUCAUCAUCCUCCGCACCGAAGUCAUAGACGCCUAAAGCCUCCAGUUGGACAGCACCAGCACCAUCAUCUUCAAAACCAUCAUCUUCUUCAUCUUCCUCAUCUUCCUCGUCUUCCUCGUCUCCUCCAAUAUGCUGGAUACCGAAGCCCUCGAGCUCUACGUCUCCCUCAAAUUCCACUUCAUCCUCCUCAUCAUUGACUCCAUCACCCAUAACGAACGGAUUCAGAUGAUGUCGAGGUAUUCGAAGGUUCUGUGGUCGGCGCAAUGGAGCUUCGGCAAGCACAGUUCGAAUUAUUUCAGGCUGGCCUGACCCAGAGCUUGCACCCACAUAGUCAAAAUAGUGAUGCGUGAUAGUCGUCCGAGGAAGAUUCGAAGAUCUUGAGAAGUAGAAAUCUUCAGGAUCGAUGACUGGAAAGCCAUUUUGAUUGCCCUCAGCAAGUGCUUGGCCUUCAUUUCCGGCAGGUCCAGACCCAUCACCCUCACCACCUUCAUGGAAAUGCUGGUGCACGUUUAAUAAAUCGUGGUUGUGACCAUUGAUGUAGAGUGCCAAUGCCUGAGCUGAUGUUGGCACCGCCGUCGCAUUCGGCCGACGAGAAAACGUAAGCACCGAGCGUGUCCGAUGCCUUCGUAGAUCUUCCCGCAAUGUAUGCCACUUCGGAAUGAUCACAGGGUAUGCGUCGCGGUUCCUUGACAGAUCCGUACUCGGUGAAGGGUUUUCUAUGUGGUUACCGCAUCUACUACACAUGUGCAUUGCUCCAGAGGAUGUGCUGGGUCCUGCGAGUGGAGCAGAUACGGUACGGAAGGGAAUGACUCGCACGUCUGACGGUGUCAAAGGGACGGGUGUUCGAAGUGAUGAUUCGACAUCAUCACUUCCCUCUCUGGCAAGUAUUGAUCGUAAAACAUCCAUUUCGUACGUCACAGCAUGUGCAGCGGUCAGCGUCUCCCAGUACAGGACCAUAUGCGUGGAUGACAGCAACGCCUGAGGGACGCAAUCAAGAACCAGGUUUAGGCUAGUAUCGAUGCAAACAGCCCUUUUGGUAUUCUUAUCCGAAAGGUAUAUUCCAACUCGCUCUCGUGACAUGUGUGAUAUGCCAACAAGACUUCCACAAAGUUCGUCUUGAGUCAUCGCCGAAAAUGGUUCGUAGACGCGUGGGAUCUUAAAAGAAUUGACUUGUUCAAACUUUGCGUGCGUGUCAGAAUAUAUUAGUAGGAUUAUCUCGCAAUGAGUCGAGCCAGAAUGCCUAGAAUGUUGCAUUUCGAUCAUUAUCUCCACAGCCUGCUCGCGCCGGCCUUUAAAGUCAUAGCUACUCUCUGAUUCAUCGCAAGGCUUCCAUCGCGUCAGCUUUGCGCCAUGAUUGACGCGCCACGUUUGCAGAAGUUGUCCCUCCGCGGUCCAGCAGCUUAGAACAUUGUGCAAGUCGUAAACCAUCAAGUGGCGAGAACCCGGAAGAAACGUGAAAUAAGUGACAAUGCGUUUAUCUGGGAAGCUGAUCUUAACAGGCUGCUUGCGGGAGUGAAUUUGCGGCUCUGCCCAUCGUUUCGCGAUACGUUCGGCUCGUAGGCAUGCCUCGAUUAGUCGUUCUAUGGGAACGUCCAGGGCUUGCGUGGCAGUGAACGGAAGAGGUCGCGAGAGAGACACGCUCUCUGCGACCUGCAUCCACACCGCCCUCUCAUACUGGAGGGCGUUCAAGGUAUGGCAAGUCCUACUCAGGGCAAUAACAUCAUAAGGCAGAAGAAAGGCGGCAACUAGACGAAUAGCGUCAUACGGGAGGUCUGUUAGUGAGUACAUUUGGUUGGUUU